UGAAGACUUCUUCAUGGUGGAAGAUGGUAGUUAUGAAUAACACCCUUGGGAACAAGUUUCUUUUGAAAAGUUAAUGAAAUCUUAUAGAAAAAAGUACAAACCACCAAAAAAAUGUAUCGUUUGAAUGGAUUCCCAUACGCACUUAAUGUCUGGAAUUAUCAACAUGCAUCUAUGAUAAUAACGAUAUUGUUGUCAAAGAAGGAAAAGGUACAUCGAGGAUGUGCAACUGGCAAGUUAUAGGUUUAAAAUCCAAAUUUGAGAUAUUUAUGGAAACCACUUUUACUGAGAUUGACUGUUCUAACAUUCAUCCAACUCCCAAGGAAAUAGCAUCACUUGAUUUACCAGAUCACAAUUAUGUACUUCCAACUCAAAUAGAUUCAACAAUUCCAGAUGGUGAGUAUGUGCAUCCGGAGGAGGUUCCUGGUUUUGAAGACUUCUCAAUAAAACCUCCAAAGAAUCUAUUAAGGAGAUUAUCACGAGAUUCUAUUACAGGAACUACCCCACCACCUCGAAAGCGAGUAAAGGUUGUACAUCCACAUAAGUACAAUUUGUCAAGACUCUCACAACCACAGAAGCAACCAGAUUAGUCAUUUCAAACUCUAGAGUCAUAUCCAAAAAAAUGAUAAUGUAACUGGCGUUGGUGUUUCUUCCACUACAUUCACUGGAAAAACAAAUUUGGGUAGUGCAGAAAUUGAAGAUUUGAAGACGUUCAUGAAGUCUUAUAUAAGUAAACAAUUCAUUCAAACAUUUAUAUGUUCAUUGUUAAUUUUUUAUAUGUUUAAUUUGAUUAUAGGUUGAGAAAAAAUUUGGAGCUCUUCAGGCCCUAAUAGAGAUAAAUCAUUCUGAA
Solanum lycopersicum (tomato) is the source of this 847-nucleotide messenger RNA. The record is from RefSeq and is a predicted model, not a curated record. Lineage: Eukaryota; Viridiplantae; Streptophyta; Magnoliopsida; Solanales; Solanaceae.